AUGGAAGCAGCUAAAAGAGCCUUGUUGCAGGUACCCGAAGCUAGUAAACUGCAAUUGGACUUCACUGAUAUAAGGCAAGGCCCUACCAAGCCUUAUAUGACAUUUCUGAAGAGGCUUAAACUCACUAUUGAUAAACAAGUGGCCGAGGAUCAGGUUCAGGAGAGGCUACUGAAACAGCUAUCAGUGGUCAAUGCUAACCCCAAAUGUAAGAAGGCCCUAAAGGCUUUGCUCUCUGACCCUGAGCCCACCAUACCCUGGAUGGUGGAGGCUUGUAAUAAGCUGUCUCCUCUGGAGCGUGUUGUUACUCUUCAAGUAAGGGAUAGCAUAGCUCAUGAAGUGCUGCCACAGAAACCUAAACCAUCUGAAAAGCAUGUCAAGAGACAUGAGAAUAUGGUGACCUGCACUUACAGACAUUAUUAUAACUCCUACACUAUGUCUCAAGUAUCUCCAUGUGUCUCCUGGAGACAUAUCUCCAGAACCAAGAUGGAUAUAAGAACCACUUACAAAGCUGCCCUUGCAACUUUGUUCAGGACUUCACAGAAUAGGUUUGGCCCAUCAAAAGAGAAAUUUUACCACUGAACAGUUGUCCAGAACAGCUGUUUCUACAGGGGACUGGUUGCCACUCAAAGCUGCUAACCUUUGAAUCUGGUCCAGAAAAGCUAGGCUCCCUUUGAGUACGUAACCAAUUACAGAGUGAAUUAUGGAUGGUGCCAUGCCACCUCCUCUGGUGAAACACUAUAUUAUAAAAUUCAAAAAUACAAGGACAAUCAUGUUUCAUUUGAUGGCCUCACUGCACACAAAUUAUCUUACCAGGGGUGGGCUGGUCAGCCAACCAAGCUUCCAAAACCGUACCAGGAAAAGCUAGGCCCUCCUCCUGUAUUCACCAGAAAACCUGAUGCAUAUCUUCCUCCUCUGGAGCAAAUGGACCUUCACAACACUACUUGGACAAAUUGGAAGCACCCAAAUGAAAAGGCAGCCAAGGUGUGUCAAGCUUUAGCCCAGUUUAAUAAAAUUAUUGAACCACUUAAUAGCACUCCUAUAGUAAAGAAAGACUGUAAGCCUUGGCUAUGAAAUAGACUAAAACCUAUCACUCAUGCUCCGACUUUCCCAACAAAACCAAUAGAUUUCUUCACUACAUUUUGGACCCAUCAUGGGCCUCAUUCACUCACUGUUAUGUAAACCUAUAAACCUGUCUGGUCAGGCCCAAAGCAUGCCACUCUCCUAGAUGCUAAAACAACCUACACUGCCUGUUAAAAGGGCAUUGUUAGAUGUCUGGCCCCUUACAAAGACCUACCCCAGUCACACCUUUCAGAAAACUGA
Sturnus vulgaris (Common starling) is the source of this 1320-nucleotide messenger RNA. The record is from RefSeq and is a predicted model, not a curated record. Lineage: Eukaryota; Metazoa; Chordata; Aves; Passeriformes; Sturnidae.